AUGGAAACUCUUCUGAGUAGCUACGAGAAUAUCACGACCAGGCUACUCAAUGUGAAGACUUCUGUUCAAAGUACGAGCUUUGAGAUCUGCUUUGCUAAGGAAGCUAUUACCAGGUUUACCAUACCAUGGUUGAUGGUUUUGGAUAAUUUUGAUAAUCCAGGUCAAAUACCGAAUUUGAUGGAUCUCUUGCCGUUCGGACCCGGAAAGUAUGGAGCAGUCCUCGUCACAAGCCGCCAUUGGGAUUCAGCCCGCCUGGGUGAUACUAUACACCUAGAUCCAAUGACGGAAAGUGACACUUUGGAUCUGUUUUUCUACCGCCUUGCGUACGAGAGAACCGAGAGCGACCUAAUAGAGGCAAAAAAAAUGAUCAAUCAGUUCGGGCUUCUUCCUCUGGCCAUUGAUCAGGCCGCUGCUUAUAUCAAGGCACGGAAUUUGAACCUGGCUCUAUUCAAUGAGAUGUACAAGACCUCUUCGAAAACAGCAAUAUGGUCCAAUCUGCCAUCAUUCUGGGAAUAUAAGAAACGAAACAAAGAGACCGGGGUCGACAUACCCGCUAGUAUUGGGGUAACAUUUGAGUUUUCCUUGCGAGAUAUUCAAAGACAUACCGAAGGUGUUGGCGAUCUGCUAUCAUUCUUUGCUUUUUUCAACCGACUCAAUCUUUCUGAAGAACGCUGCACAGUAGCCAUUGAUGCUGGAGUUCAUCAUCCAGAUCAUAUAUUGUGGGCCCGCGCCUGUUUCACGGAUGGUCGCUGGGAUAGCCUCAAGGUUCAAGAUAUCCUUGUUGAGCUCCAGUGCCUUUCUCUUGUGCAGUACAUUGAACUCGGCUCUCAAUAG
Molecule: messenger RNA, 834 nt
Organism: Penicillium malachiteum
Lineage: Eukaryota; Fungi; Ascomycota; Eurotiomycetes; Eurotiales; Aspergillaceae
Exons: 1
Coding region: 1-834 (277 amino acids)
Source: RefSeq, a predicted model, not a curated record